Effrenium voratum is the source of this 434-nucleotide messenger RNA. The record is from the annotation of a GenBank genome assembly. NCBI's taxonomy places the organism in Eukaryota, Dinophyceae, Suessiales, Symbiodiniaceae.
GCCUAAAGGAGGAGACCCAGGGGGAGCAGGACUCGUUGCGGGAGCUGCGGGACCAGGCGGAGGCCAAGGAUCAGCUGGUGCAGGACAUCCUCAGGGCCUUAGGUUCGAAUGAUGUCCCUGAAGUGGAGCAGGAAGAAGCGCCAGAAGGCUCGCCAGAGGUUGCUGAAGCGGAGCGAGAGCAGGCAGCAGAAGCUUCAGCCGCACCAAGGGAAGAGAAGGAAGGAGAGACGCCAGGCUCUGCAGAGGGAUGGGGACCUGGAGGUGCAGCAGAGCCCGAAGCAGAGGUUGAAGCAGAGGACAAAGGCUCGCCAGAUGUUCCUGAAGUGGAGCGGGACGAAGCAGCAGAAGCUUCAGCCGCGCCAAGGGAAGCGAAGGAGGAAGAGACGCCAGGCGCAGCAGAGCCCGAAGCAGAGGUCGAAGCAGAGAUCAAAGGC